Motacilla alba alba is the source of this 5400-nucleotide messenger RNA. RefSeq names its product PR/SET domain 5 (gene PRDM5). NCBI's taxonomy places the organism in Eukaryota, Metazoa, Chordata, Aves, Passeriformes, Motacillidae. Gene Ontology annotation, molecular function: transcription cis-regulatory region binding; protein binding. The transcript is spliced from 14 exons. Bases 1 to 1734 code for a protein of 577 amino acids. The record is from RefSeq and is a predicted model, not a curated record.
AUGUUUCAGGUUCGUGGGAGCAAAGGCGAGGUCCUUUAUAUCCUGGAUGCCAGCAACCCACGCCAUUCGAACUGGCUGCGCUUUGUCCACGAGGCUCCAUCCCAGGAACAGAAGAACCUGGCAGCCAUCCAGGAGGGGGAAAAUAUUUUCUAUCUGGCUGUGGAAGAUAUUGAAACAGACACAGAGCUUCUGAUUGGGUACUUGGACAGUGAUAUGGAAGAAGAGGAGGAGGAGGAGGAAGAAGUAACUGUUAUCCAGGAAGAUGAAGACAGUGGCAGCAAUAAAGAAGUACAACCAGCUGGUGAAAAAAUUGCAGAUCCCCUGACCUGUAAACAGGACCAUGCGUGCCCAAACUGUGAAUCCAGUUUUGCCAGCCAGGAGAUCCUAGCUGAGCAUCUGCAGACUUUGCACCAAAAACCCAGUGAGGAAAAGGAAUUUAAGUGCCGAAAUUGUGGAAAGAAAUUCCCUGUUAAACAAGCUCUGCAAAGACAUGUCCUUCAGUGCACAGAGAAUAUCAGCCCAGGAGACUCCUCAAGAAGUUUCCAGUGCUCUGUUUGCAAUACUGCCUUCAGCUCGGAAUCGAGUUAUGAGCAGCACAAGGAGGCGUGCAGAGGAGAUGCCAGGUUCAUAUGCAAGGCAGAUAGCUGUGGGAAGAGGUUCAAGAGCAAGGAUGCCCUGAAAAAACACAAAGAAAAUGUUCACAGUGGAAAUUCUAGGAAGAAGCUGAUGUGUUCAGUGUGCAAUAAGAAAUGUUCCUCGGCAGCAAAUCUCCAGGAGCAUCGAAAGGUCCAUGAGAUCUUUGAGUGUCAAGAAUGUGACAAGAAAUUCAUUUCGGCGAACCAGCUGAAGCGCCAUAUGAUAACUCAUUCAGAAAAACGCCCCUACACCUGCGAGGUUUGCAAUAAGUCCUUCAAACGACUUGAUCAAGUGACUGCACACAAAAUAAUACACAGUGAAGAUAAACCUUAUAAAUGCAAGCUUUGUGGAAAGGGAUUUGCCCACAGAAAUGUUUACAAGAAUCACAAGAAGACCCAUUCUGAAGAGAGACCGUUCCAGUGUGAGGAAUGCAAAGCCUUGUUCCGAACCCCCUUCUCUCUACAAAGACAUCUGUUAAUCCAUAACAGUGAGAGGACCUUCAAGUGUGAUCACUGUGAUGCCACUUUUAAAAGAAAGGAUACAUUAAAUGUUCAUAUUCAAGUUGUACAUGAUGGACAUAAGAAAUACAAGUGUGACCUGUGUGACAAAGCUUUUGUGACACCCUCAGUCCUGAAGAGCCAUAAGAAAACUCACACAGGAGAAAAAGAGAAAAUUUGCCCAUAUUGUGGACAGAAGUUUGCAAGCAAUGGAACACUGAGAGUUCAUAUUCGAAGCCAUACAGGUGAGCGUCCAUACCAGUGUCCCUACUGUGACAAAGCUUUCAGCAAGAACGAUGGCUUGAAGAUGCACAUUCGCACCCACACCCGGGAAAAGCCGUACCAGUGCUCGGAGUGUAACAAGGCUUUCAGUCAGAAGCGAGGCCUGGACGAGCACAUGAGGACCCACACCGGGGAGAAGCCCUUCCAGUGUGAUGUUUGUGACCUGUCCUUCAGCCUGAAGAAGAUGCUGAUCCGACACAAGCUGACUCACAACCCCAACCGUCCCAUGGCAGAGUGCCAGCUCUGCCACAAGAAGUUUACAAGGAAUGACUACCUCAAAGUGCACAUGGAAAAUGUCCAUGGAGAAACUGACAGCUAAAUACAGCCUCAGUGAGAAGGGUGGAUCCAAAGUGGUGCAUUUGUACGUGUACAGACUCCAGACUUUACACCUGGCCAGUAAGCACAGUCAGGAGAAACAAAUGUAAUGCCUUCACAUGUUAUUUUUCCCAAUUUUGUUGUAAAUAUGUUAGUAGGAAAAAAAACAAACUCAAAAGACAUUCUGAUGUAAAACAGCUUGAAAAUAAAAAAAAUGAAGAUAAAAGAGCUUUGGAAAAAUUUAUCCUCAUUUAAACAAAGAAACUUUAAGCAAACUUUUCUUUGUUAAUGACAUCCUUAGAAACUUAGAUAUUAGUAGCAGUGCCUGGAAAUCCUGGACACUUGCAACCAAACUCUUGGCUGUCUGCAACUGUAUUUCUGUAUCUAACCUACAAGGCUCCAUUAAAAUUAUUUAAUUUGAAACCACACAGAAUUUGUCAUUCUAACUGACUGCUGAUUGUAUCCAGGCUUGCUUUAUUCAUAUCAUAAUUCUGCAUUUUGUUGUAACACAAUUUUGUCUCAUUUUAUUUGCAGCUUUCUCAUUACUGUAUGAAACUCAUUAACUUGAAUUGAUUCUUGAGAUGCCAAAAUGUGUGGGUAGAGAACUGUGGAAAUCUGUCAGCGUUCAGUAUUCCUGUAUGAGAUUGAGGAGGAUUUAUUUCAUCUGGUUACACGAAACAAGACUGAAGUGACAAUUUUGAGCAAUUUAGUUUUAAGUACUGUAUUCAUAAUCGCUGUGGCUGGCAAGGCAAGUGAAAACACAUCUGAACAGGAUGGCUUGAGCAGCUAGAAUUGUUGAGUUUACAUGUGUUUGCUUUCUUGGUGAAUAGCUGGUUCCCGCAGUGUUUCUUCCUGAUGAAUCAGAUGCCCUGGAUUUCUUCAUAUCACUUAAAUACCUUUUUCUUUUUUUUUUUUUUUUUCUUAAUACUGUUCAUGGGAAAAAUACUGCUUUAAAACCAAGUAACAAUCAAAUUCUUCAUGUUAUCAGAGUGAGUUGUUUGCUGCAGAAGACUCUUCAAAAGAGUUCCCACAGGCCCUCCUGUACAGCUAGAUAACCAAUGAAUUCUUAUCUACAAGGACAGUAAAACUGUAACUUCAGAGGGUGCUUGCAUGUGGAAUUCCUGAGUUAUCAGCAGUUAAUACUAAGGCUCUGGCAUUAGCAAACUGUUCAGAUUCAUUUUGGACCUGUCAGUAUUUUGCAAAAUGAACUGGGACAUCUAUAAAGAGUUCAGAUUUUGGAGAAAUAUAAUUAUGAAUAAUUCUCUCGUUUCGGGCAACCUCCUAUGUGUAAAAGCAUCCUAAGCCUUCCUGCACUAUUUGCUUCCUGAGAGGCAGGAGAAACUUGGAGACUUUGCCAGUUCCAUUCCACAAAUCAUUUGUUCGUAUAAAUUAAAUAUAUUCUAAGUGUCCAAGACAAAUGUAGUUGAAACAAGCAUUACAAAGUUGAGUAAAGAAUAUUUCCUUGUAUGUAGAGAUUUUGUUAAAAUUUGUCAAAACAGUUUAUUUCUAGGUCAAGAAAACUUGAAUUUACUGGUAGCUGCUAUAAGAAAGAAUAUAAUUUUAAUUGUUAGAUAGCAAAACCAACCAGUAUCAUAUACUGAGUUGUGUGAUAGUUUUUUAGCAAUAUGUUCUUAAGUAUCUCCAAGGGGAAUUAGAUUGGUCACUUGUUUGACAUGUGCACGGUGGGUUUUUUUGUUGUUGUUGUUUGCUUUUUUGAUGUCAGGGAAAAGAAUUGAGUCAUAGGAAAACCAAGAUUUCAAUUGUUUGUUUUUCAGCCUUUUAUAUUUUUCCUUCUUCAGUUUGGUCAGUACAAACUCAGGCAAAAAGAACAGUAGAAGGGAAAUAAAACACUGAAAAAAAGCCAAAACAAAAAACCAAAAGUGAAGGUUUUCUAAGGUGUUCUUGAGGGACGAGUCUGUUAAAAUACAAAGAAGAAAAUCCUUUUGGGGAAAAAAGAAGAUAAUUUAAAAUGUUUACAUGUUUUGCAUAUUUUUUUUGCCAGAAAUCUGUACUGCAAAGUUGUUCCAUGUUUAGGGUUAAUACCUGCUUUUGAGAAGAAUACGUAGUUGUGGGAGUCAUGAAGUAGAGAGGACAAUGUCCUGGUUUUUAAUAAUUAUUUCUAGGUAAGCUACAAUAUAUGAGGAUUAAUCUUGCUGUAUGUAAUCAGCAACAGCAGUUAAGCAGCUGAGGCUUUGAUCUUGUUAAUGGUGUCAACAGAACAAGGGAUUGACAGGAUCAGUGAGGGAAUUCAAACCUUCCUGGCAAACACAAGAAGCAAGUGCUGGAGGUUGAAGCCCAGGUCAAGGUGAGCAUCUUUUCUGUCUUGUCCUCCAGGAACUUUUCCUUUGGGCUAAAAUGGCUGCAGACCUGAGCUGCUACAGAGCCAGCACCUGGCUUGGCAGCUCCAGAUCUUGCCACAGCAAGAGCUGCCCUCUUCUUUCUGUGGGGGUCUGAAUUUUUCCCAGCCCAAGGUAAUGUGUCUCCUAUUACUGGGUUUAUGAACUGUGUAAUUGAUUUUAUAUGCAAGGCAGACUUACCAGUAUGCUACAUAUUUUUAUUUGAUUGUAGCUUUCUUAAAGAAAAAAAAAAGAGCAAAUAAAAACCAAGAGAAAGGGAAAAAAAAAAAGAGCAAACCAGCAAACCCUUCUUCUUUGAGUAAAAAUUUCCAUUGACAGUGUCCCACUUGGUAUUACCUGGAAAAAAUACAGAAUGUUUCCUUCACCUGAUUUUGAGAAGUGAUAAAGUGAAACCUGUUGCCCUAAAUUUUUAGUGUUGUGUUUGUAUGUUUGUUCAUUAAUCAUCAUUUAUUAAAAUGCUGACUUUUCCUUAUUAAGUGGUGCUUUGCAGAAUAAUAUGAAAAUCUAGAGAUAUUCCUGUAAGAGUGUGUAGUCACUGCAAUUUUAGAAGGUUGUGCUUUUUUCCCUGUGUUCUGUAAUUUUCUACAGAUACUAUCCAUAUGCUUGUCAAUUUUUCCACUACCAUUGGCCCCUCUUGGAGAGAGUUCCAUUUCUCAUAUGUUAGGAACAGCAGCACUCUCACUAGUUCCUUUUGCUUUUCAUUCUGAUCAGCUGUGUGGCCUAAGGGUGAUACAAACCAUGAAGAUGAUAAAUAUAUUUUCAUUUUCUAAUAUUAGAUUUUUUGUCUGUCUGUAUGACUGUGAAGGAUUUCAUGCAUUCUUCAAUUUAAACUAUCAAGUCCCAAGCAGAAAUCAGAUAAAGGAGGAGAUAGUCUAAGUUAGCCUCUGCUGGGCAUUUUGUGUUGCUUUAGGUUGCAGCCUUUAGUACUCUGCAUUUGUGUCAGUAAUAAGUACCAGUGCUUUUAUUCUUCCUAGACACCUGACUCUGUGUUUAUUUUAAUUUUUCAGUUUGACAGGUAGCAUAACAGUCCCUCUAAAGCACCACUUGGAGCAGAGGAGCUCAGUGUGCUGCUGUCAGGGUGUGGUCAGGGUACAGUAAAAUGUUUUCAGUUCAAUUACAUACUUACUGCACUGAAGUGUUGGUAUUUUCUUCACAGUGAGAUUUGAAAUCUGCUUAUUUGGGCUUUUUAGGCAAGUGUGAGCUCAGAGUAAAACAGCAGUUACAGCUGUAAAGUUGUGUUCUUCAUCACAAAUUCUGACAGCUGUAUGUUCUGUGGUACAUCAAGAAGAUGGGAGAAAUUUAAGUAAUUUAAG